AUGGCCCGACAAUCUCCAUUCAUGUCGCCGGCUCAAUUUACCUAUCCAAGUAGUUAUCAGCAGCGUGAUGCACGCUAUGCUAAUAAUUCUACGGUUGAUACAGCCAUGGCAUUAAAUCGACGUCCAUCAUUACUUGCUAGUUAUCAUAAUCAUUUUGGUAGUCCAGAAAGAGCUGCAAUACCUUCAUAUUAUCCUUCGUUAGCACCUAUGUCAAUGGGACCACAUGUUGAUGAACAUGCAAAACGAUCACGUUAUCCAACGGGUGGUAAUCUAUCAGUUAAUUCACAGCUACUUCCACUGUCCAUAGAUGUUAAAAAGGAACAACAAGUAUAUCAACCCCAAACUGAAGCUAUAUCACCCACACCAGACGAUCCAAAAAAUGAUACAAAUAUGCGAGAUUCAACAAUUAUACGUAAUGCUAUAUCGAAACUCGAAUCUGAAAUUGAAAUUACUAUGAAAAAACUCGACCGAGCUAAACUUAGUCAAAGUGAAAUUAAAAGUCAAGCCGACAAAUCAGCUGCAGACGAAGAAGACAACGAGAAUGAAGAUGAUUUACUCAAAACAAAUGGUUCACAAACAUUAAUUGAGAAAAUUCUUCAUGACAACAGGAAAAAAGCUGAAGAUAGUCAAAAAAUGUUGAAUCAUUUAAAUAAUAAUAUCGACUUAACAAUUCCACUCUAUCAAGAGCCAAGUGAUCUUGCGUCAGUUCGACGAAUUCGAUCGCAUUAUGUAAAUAUAAUGAAAAAUCGUUUAAAAGAAUUUUUUAAAAAGAAAAAUGAUAUUUAUAAUAAUCGUAUUAAAGUUGAAAGCAAUAAAUAUGAUGGAGUUUAUCAAGAAUGGCAAAAAUCAAUUGAAAAUGAAGAAAAAAUCAUUUUAAAUAAAGAUUCAACAACAUACCGGGAAACAUUUGAAAAAACAUUUCCUGAAUUACGUAAAACACGUGAGGAUAAAGAGAAAAAACAGACGAACACAAAUGAUUCUUCAACAACUGAACAGCAAAUAACACUAAAUACAAAUACAGUCGAACAAGAUGCUGAACAUGAAGAAGAAAAAAUGCGUAAAUCAUCCGUUGUACCACCUAUUAUCUAUGAUAAAUGGCAACGUAAAUAUCAAUAUUUGAAUGAAAAUAGUUUAGUAAAACGUGAUCCAGCUGAAUUCUAUAAAGAAGUUACAAAAAUGCCGUAUUGGUCACCGGAAGAAAAGCAAAUUUUUAUUGAGAAAUUCACUCAAUCACCUAAAAAUUUUGGUUAUAUAUCAUCAUUUUUGGAAAAUAAAACAACAGAACAAUGUGUUCAAUUUUAUUAUAUGACAAAGAAAACAGAAAAUUAUAAGAAUUUAUUACGAAAACAAUCACAAGCUAAUCGACGAAAAGUUAGACAAAAUGCAACAACAACAACAGUUACAUCGUCAACAACUAUUGAAACAACUUUAGUUACGAAAGUGACUUCAUCAAAUGCUAUUCUUUCAUCCACAUCCCAGCAAGUACUUGGACAAACAGCAGAUGGUGAUCGUUCGGCAGAUCGAGCAGACAAUGAUGAAGAACGACGUGAAAUAAAUCUCGGUGAUGGAAAUGAAGAUAAACGUUCAAAUAAAAAUCGUUGUCAAUUAUUAUCUUGUACAACUGAAAAAUUAGGUAAAAAGAAAAAUCGUAAAAAUCGUUUACGUGCAUUUCCAAAUAAGUGGAAUGAAUUAACACAAGAAAACCAAGAAGCUAUUCGCCGUUCAUUACAAAUCCCUCAAAAUGUCCAACGAUGUUGUACACGUUGCUAUGACAAAUUAAUUAUUCAAGUUCGACAAAAUCAAACAACAGCGCAAUCAAUUGAAGAAGAAGAUGAUGAUGAUGAAGAAUCAUCUAAAAUUCGGUCAAAUAUAACUGAAGAACAAGAUUCUAAGCGUGAUGAUGAAUGGACAGAACAUGAAAUCAAUGCAUUUACAGAAGCAUAUCAGAAGUUUCCCAAUGAUUGGUUACAUAUAGCAGAAUAUAUUCGUCGUAGUGAACAAAGUUGCAGAGCAUUCUAUCAAAAGUAUCGUGAAAGAUUUGGUAUAGUCGAUGAUGAACAGAAUAUUGAGGAAGAUAAUGGAAGUAUAUCAGGUUCAGAAGAUACAUCUCGUCGAUUGAUUACUUCUGUAAAAUCAAGAGUAAAUGAACGAAUAGAUGAAGACAAUGACGAUGAUCCACAAAAAUCAAAUCUCAAUGACGACAGCAAUGAGUCGACUCGUGGUAUGAUCAUUGAUGAAAGUGAUGAGCGUGCAUCAAAUAUUGAAGAAAAAAAUCAAAAAAUUCAAUCAUCAUCUGCUUUAACAACAAUAACUUCUCUUGUUGAAAGAGAAAUUUCAAAAACAUUAAGUUCAGCAGAUAAACGUUUAUCAAAUAAUAGUAUUCCAUCGGAAAAAGUUUUAUUAACAUCACCAUUGACAACUAUUAAUUCGAAUGUUUCUACUCAAGCACUGCCACCAUCACUACCACCGCCACUUGUUACAUUACCUAAUUCGCAUUCACCAUCAAUUCCGUCUCAUCCAUUGCAUAACCAACAAACAUUUUCAAGCAAAGGUUCAAUCAUGCGUGGAACACCAAUAUCACCAUCAAACAAAUCAUUAUCGAUUGAUACAUCAACAGCUCAUUCUCAUAUGCAUGCACAAAACUAUCCAAGUCCAAGAAAUGAAUAUCCUCAUCAUCAAUCACCAUAUCUCGAUGUACCACAUAUGAAAUCUUCAAAAAUCAUGGACCAACAGCAACAUUUAUAUUUACAGCAGCAACAACAACAGCAACAACAGCAGCAGCAGCAACAACAACAGCAACAACAGCAGCAGCAACAGCAACAACAACAAAAUAAUUAUAUGCGCCAUUAUUCUCAUCAACAAGUAGCACAUAAUAAUUAUCCAACACCACCUUCAGCACAAUACUUACAACCACAUAAGUCAUCAGCACUUAUUAAUCAACAACAACAACAACAACAAUCAUCAACAAAUCUAAAUAAACCUAUCGGCAUUGAUACAUCAAAUACGGAUACCUAUGAAACCCUACGAGCUGAUUUUGUUACAUCAAGAUAUUUGACAACAGGACACUCACCUAAUCAUGAACGCCAAUCUCGGCAUCCAUCUGAACAACGUUCUCCAUCUCAGUCAGUAGCAGCAGUAAAUAAUCAACAAUUGCUUCCACCACCAGCUGCAAUAAUACCUUCACCAUCCAAUGCUUCGAUUUCAUCAUCAGCACAUUCACAACAAGCUGCAAUUUUAGCAGCAUCCCAACUUCUUGCUUCAUCUGGUGUACAUCCACAAGAGUUACUUGCUAGUGGUCUUUUAUCUUAUCCACAUUACUAUCGUUCGUUACCCGGUGCUUCUUUUUAUAUUGAUCCACAUCUAAUGCAUGACUUAACUACAGUUGCAAAUAGUGAACAAUUAAAAAACAUACGAACUAAUCGUCAUCUUUCUCAUGCAUCUGCACAUUCACCACCGGAUCUAUCAGCAUACUCAACUCAAUCAACUAAACGACAUUCACAUGAAAAUCUUGAACACAUGCGAUAUCCAACAGGCGAUUAUGCAACACCCAUAUGGCGCACACAAAAUAUAAAUAGUUCUCAACAACAACACCAACAACAGAUUCAUUCUCAAUUAAAAUCUAAUUCUGGAAUAAAUGAAGCUCCUUUUUCUAAGACGAAUGAUUUGCCACGAUCAGCAACACGCAUUACUUCUGCCACAGACAGAGAUACACGAUCUCCGGAAGACUUUCAACAUCGCAUUAAUCAAACGCGUACAGCUGCUGAGAAUCCGUCAGCUCCGUUUCAACGAAUUGAAACCCACGGUCAUCAUAAAUCUUCAUCUCAUGAAAAAUUAAAUCCUAGUUUACAUUUUUCUGAUCAGUCGACCGAUAGCAAUCCAUCGUCUUAUUUAAGACAGCCUAAUAUCCUGCAUAAACCUCAUGCAUCUCAUCAUCCUCAUCACACAUCUACUUCAACAAGCCGAUCAUCGUUAGUUCCAACGUCUCAAAUAUCUCCUCAUCAUGGAUCACCUUAUAUGUUUCAUAAUAUUCAUUCUUCUCCAGUAAAUACUUCAUCUUCACAACAAUUAUCGCCUCAUCAUCAUCAUCAUCAACAACAACAUUAUUCUCAACAACGAAGCUCUCAUCAUAACGAAUCUAUUCGAACUCCCAAAGAACCCAUAUCUAUUCAAGAAUUUAUGAAACAAAAUGUUAAUGAAUUUGUUGCAUUAACAAAUAACGAUAAUAAAACUCUAAAUAGUGAUUUAUCUAUAUCAGAAAAUUCUUCUAAUCAAUUAUCACGUUUAUUUCAACCAGCAACAAUAGUCUCAACUAAACAUGCCGAUAAUUCCGACCAACCAAUUUUACUCGACGGUGACGAUGAUUCUAAUUCAAACCGCGAACAAAACGAACCAAUAACAGACGGAAAUUCUAAAAGUCAUUUAAAUCCAGACUUAAAUAAAUCAACCAUGGAAAAUGAAAUGCUUGAAAGACGUCGUGACAGUUCAAUAAAGAAAAUUCUUUCAAAUCAACCUUUAGAAAAACAAGAAUAUGUUGAAAUCAACCAAAAAGUGCAAAAUAGUACUGUUAGUGCAUCCAAAGUUCAUUCAAAUACUGAUUUAAAUGGACUAGAACGAACAAAUAGUGCCGGUGGGCGAGAAUCUACCCGAUCACGAGGUUCGAUCACUAUGCGCAUGUUAAUGGGUGCCAAUGGCAUCUAUGCUGAUGGUAGAGCUCAACCAAUGACAGCGACUGAAAUUACGAAUGAACAACCGAAUAAACGUGCAGCAUCACCACCCGACAAAAGUCAAUCGUUAGAAUACUUAAUACGUGGUGAACUUGUUCGAGCAUGUCCAGCAUUACCGAAGAGUGAUGAAUUAUCAAUGAUAUUUCAAAAUCGUAAUUCAUCAAAUCGUUUAUCACCAACAACACAACAACGAAUACAAUCGAAUCCACAACAACUGCAACAACAACAACCAUCUAAACGAAUGAGAACAUCACCAAAAGACGAAUCAAUGUCCAAUAAUGAGGAACAUCUGGCAUUAAUUAGUCAAACAUCCGAUCCAUCAGCAAACGCACGAGAUCCAUUUGCUUUGCAAUCGCAUUCGAAAAAUUCUCAUCAUCAAACGAAUUUAUCAUCAUCUAAUAUUGACCGUAAUUGGCAAUCAUACGUUCAAUAUCAACAAUCGGUUACACCACGAUCAGCACGUUCAAACAUUACGAAUUCAGGCGGUUCUAUAACACAGGGUAGUCCAAUAUCACCACGAACACGUUCAUCAACUGAUCAACAACAAUAUCCAUCAACAGCAAACAAUCAACUUGUAAAUCCACGUUAUUCUUGCGUUAAUAAAAAUGAACAACAAUUUUCACCAUCAAGACAAUCAUCGACAUCUCCACUUGAUCAUUCACCAAAAGGAAAACUUGCUCGCAGAGCACAACAGGCACUAGUCUCUCCAUCCGAUCCUCAACAUGAAUCACUAUUAACAAUAAAUGUUGAUCAAUCAUCGAAUCACAGAAGCCCAAAUACGAAUCCAUUAUACACAAAUACUAGUAGCAGUACUCCAUCAAUAGUUACAUCGCCAAUAUCGUCUAUAUCACCCGCUUCAUCGAAUAGUGCACAUCCACUUAAAAAGCGUUUAAUUAGUGAAUAUGAGCUUGAACAACAACAACAACAGCACCAACAAAAUUCACCAAGAAUGGUAUCACCUGGCGUGUCAACAUUAACAUCAUCGCCAGUUCCAACAACGAAAUUUGAAACAAUAGACGAAGCAAACAGCAGUUCAACUUCAAAUGUUUCCGAGCAAAAUACUGAAGAAAUUUCUAAUACGGACACAAAUAAAAAUACACCAAUAGAUUCAACUGAAUCAUCGACAUAA
This is a messenger RNA of Rotaria socialis, 5853 nucleotides long. The record is from the annotation of a GenBank genome assembly. Lineage: Eukaryota; Metazoa; Rotifera; Eurotatoria; Philodinida; Philodinidae.